CCUCAAGAAUCGGCUGAAGACAUGGAGGAAGCAGUAUGGGGUUUUGAACGACAUUGUUGCUCAAAAGGGAUUUACAUGGGACGAGGCACAAAAGAUGGUUGUUGCGGAUGAUGCUAUUUGGAAUGACUACAUAAAGUCAAUAAAAAAUUAUGAAGAAUUGUGUAUUAUUUUCGGCAAUGAUCAAGGUCUAGUGACUUCUGAUAUUGGUGCCGAAGCUGAUAUUGCUUUGGUGUCUGACAACGAGGGUAUGGAGACUGCAAUUGUGUCUGUAACUCAGAAUGAUGACAAGCAGGCAAAAAAUUUGAGAUGGACAGAAGAAAUGGAUCGUUGCCUUGGUAAAGUUCUAGUUAAAGAAGUUCAAAAGGGGCAUAAAGUGGAUAAUGUUAUACAGACUGAGGCAUACAACACAGCUGUUGCAGCGUUAAACAAAAUGUUCAGGCCUGAUAUAACCAAAGACCAUAUUAAGAAUCGGCUUAAAACAUGGAAGAAACAGUACGUGAUUUUGAAGGAACUCCUUUCUCAUACUGGAUUCAGAUGGGAUGAAACACAAAAUAAGAUGAUUGGCGAUGAUUCAGACUGGAAUGACUACAUCAAGACACACCAUGAGGCCCAUCUUUUUCGAGGAAGGGUUGUUGAGAACUAUGAUCAUUUGUGCAUUAUCUUUGGCAACCAUUAUGCAAAUGCUAGCAAUUCAAGAACUGCUGAUGAUGUAGUCCACACCUUGGCCUGUGAUUCUGAGGGUGUGGAAGCUAUUAAGGGCCCGUUUGGCAUGCGUUUUAAUUUAGGCGUUUUGUUUUUUGCUAAAACAGAAAUAGCGUUUUUACUAUUAGAGUGUUUUGGCAAAAAUCGGAAGCACGUUUGGGAACGAUGUUUUGCUGUAGAAAUGUCGGAAACAAAAAUAUGCAAAACACGUUUGGUAAGUCAUGCGUUUCAAGAAUUUUAA
Cornus florida is the source of this 943-nucleotide messenger RNA. RefSeq lists its product as uncharacterized. Bases 95 to 943 code for a protein of 282 amino acids. NCBI's taxonomy places the organism in Eukaryota, Viridiplantae, Streptophyta, Magnoliopsida, Cornales, Cornaceae. The transcript has 3 exons. The record is from RefSeq and is a predicted model, not a curated record.